AACAAUAUUAAAGUUUUAUUUCCGGUCAUUUUAAAACUGAUUUACGUAAUGCAUCUCCAAUCACAUUAUGAUGAAAAAUGCCACAGUAUGACGUCAAGUGUAAGCAAUCUAAACGACUUUAUUAUCACGCGUUUUUUAAAUCAAACUGUUGUGAUUUGAACGUCAGGAGCAGCGGUUAGCUGCGUUACCGCUUCAGAAACAUGCAGCGUGUGUUUAAGAAAUUAAACACAAUUGCCUUGCAGUUUCUAUUGUUACUUAGUUUAGCUCUUGCAGUGGCCGAGGAAACAACACUGUGCGGUACCAGCUCUGCAGAACACGGCGGCUCGCGGGUCGUGACAGGUAAAGAUGCCAAACCUGGGCUCUGGCCCUGGCAGGUAGCUCUGUACAGAGAACCGGGUACUCGAGUCAGUUGUGGCGGAACCAUCGUUAGUAGAGACUGGGUUGUAAGCGCAGGCCACUGCUUUUUCGGCCCUUAUAGGGAUCCUCUGAAAUGGAAGGUAGCCCUUGGGCUGGUUGAUACAGCGGUUCCUGAGCACUGGGCACAGAGGUCAGGCGUGGAUAAACUCUACGUGCAUGAGCAGUUUUUUAACCCUGAUAAUGACAUCGCCCUGCUCCAUUUAAGUAGCCCAGCUGAGUUCAAUGAUUACGUCAGACCAGCCUGCCUCCCCUGCACUGGCACGAGCAACACAGAGGAGUGGAGUAACUGCUAUGUAACUGGAUUCGGACUGUUUUCAGAGACAGGAGCUCAAGGAGUAGUCCUUCAGCAGGCUGGAAUGAAACUGAUCCCACCAGAUGAAUGUAAAAGUAAAGAAAUGUAUGGUGCAUAUGUGAACGACAACAUGGUGUGUGCUGGCUUCGCGGGAGGGGUGGAGGACACCUGUCAGGUAGCAAAGUCACUGCAGACUUCUAAAAAGAAACUUGGAACCGCACAAGGUGAUGGAACUGGACUGAUAGAGUCAAGCAACCAGACUAGCUUUGCUUUAAAAGCACAAUGCUGCCAGGCGAACAGCGGGGGUCCCCUGGUUUGUAAACUGAAAGGGGGGAGCGGUGCCUUCCGGCUUGUGGGAGCGGUGAGCUGGGCUCGGGGGUGCGCUAACCCUGACAAGCCUGGGGUGUACUCCUCAGUCAGCAGGUACGUCGAGUGGAUUGCAAACACAACGGGCGUCGCUGCCGAGGUAUUGCAAGGGGAGACGACAACACUCGUGUGUCACUGAAGAAAUGGCAACUGUAAAAAAAUAAUAAAUAUCUUGUUUCAUUCAACUACAGACUUGCUUAUUCUGCUAAUCUCUGCAGAAGCACACUAGGUGUGUUCAGUAACAAUCUCAAACGAGAUCACUGACUGCUCCAGAAGUAUUUUAAUCGAUGGCAUCAGUGUUAAAUACA
Acipenser ruthenus (sterlet) is the source of this 1383-nucleotide messenger RNA. RefSeq names its product plasma kallikrein-like. The transcript is spliced from 5 exons. Gene Ontology annotation, molecular function: serine-type endopeptidase activity. Bases 201 to 1214 code for a protein of 337 amino acids. Gene Ontology annotation, biological process: proteolysis. The record is from RefSeq and is a predicted model, not a curated record. Lineage: Eukaryota; Metazoa; Chordata; Actinopteri; Acipenseriformes; Acipenseridae.